Penaeus indicus is the source of this 2325-nucleotide messenger RNA. RefSeq names its product organic cation transporter protein-like. Bases 169 to 2004 code for a protein of 611 amino acids. NCBI's taxonomy places the organism in Eukaryota, Metazoa, Arthropoda, Malacostraca, Decapoda, Penaeidae. Gene Ontology annotation, molecular function: transmembrane transporter activity. Gene Ontology annotation, biological process: transmembrane transport. Gene Ontology annotation, cellular component: membrane. The record is from RefSeq and is a predicted model, not a curated record. The transcript has 13 exons.
CAGCGGAAGGAUACACACCUACGUUGUUCUGUACACUUGUCUGACAUGACUGGUGGUCCUGUUCGUUGACGUGUUCAUUGAUAUUCUCUGGUGCUCGAGAUUAUGUGUAUUGUCAGGGGAUAAAUCUCGUAUCUGAACUUCGACUGAGAUUGACUUGCCAGAUUCCCAAUGGCGCUUGACACCCUGGAGAAAGCACUGGCAGAAGUCGGGUAUGGCAGAUGGCAGAUCCCCGUGGUAGUCAUCACUGUCAUGGUGCACAUGCUGGCCCCCGUGCAUUUAAUCGGCUCGACUUUACUGAAUGCCCAGCCUCCUUUUCGGUGUAGGGCUGUCAGUCAGGUCGUCAACUUCACAACUUCGACUACGAACUUCGUGUUAAGGCCAGUGGAGAACUUUGUCCCGAAUAGCACGGAACUCGAGGAUUUCUACAACAACGAAUGCCGCGCUGCCACUUCCUCCUCCUCCACCUCCUCCUCUUCCACCUACUCCACUUCUUCCUCCACCUCCUCCUCCACCUCCUCCUCUUCCACCUACUCCACUUCUUCCUCCACCUCCUCCUCCACCUCUCCUAUCCCUGAGUGGAAGUCGACAGGACUUGCUUCAUGCCCGGAGAUCCUACAGGACGAGUCGACAUUUUCAUCUACUGUUUCUAUGGAGUGGCAGCUGGUGUGUGAGCGGAGCUGGCUGAGACCGUUUUUCCAGAUGGCUUAUUCAGUUGGUUCAAUGGUGGGAAGCACAGGUGGUGGCCAUGUGAGUGACAGGUACGGACGCAAGAGAGCCAUCCAGAUAGCGUGUGGCUUCAACCUGGCAGCGAUCGUGGGCAUGGCGUUCCUGCCUUGGUAUUCGGGCGUGUUGGCUGCCAGGGUUCUCUCGGGCUGUUCCAUCGGCUGCAUGAUUUUACCGGUCUUUAGCCUCGCGUUAGAGACGACGCCCUCUCGACACAGGACGCUGGCGGGGAUGCUCCUGGGAACGUCCUUCAGCGUGGCGGUGGUUCUGUUCGCCGGCGUCGGCUUCUUCGUCAGGACGUGGCGGUGCCUCCUCCUGGCUGGCUCGGUGCCGCUCCUCGCCGUGCUGCCCCUGGCCUUUCUAGUGCCCGAGUCUCCGCGAUGGCUGAGUCAGCAAGGCCGCGGUCACGAGGCGGCGGUCAUCUUAGGUCACGCCGCCUCCAGGAACCGCGUCCAGCUCUCGCCCGCCCUGACCUCCGCUCUCCGUGACCUGCAGGAGGAGUCCCAGGUCAAAGAGAAGCCGCAGAGGUCACAAGCAACUGACAUGACCUGGGGAGAGCGAGCGCGGGCGAAAAUCCACCAGGUAACCAUGUAUUUACGUUUCCCUUCGUUAAGGCGUAUUAUCGUGGCCACUACAGGUAUAUGGUACCUGCAGGGAAUCCUAUACCUGGGGAUCAUCCUCAACGCUAAUAAUUUCACGAGCAACGACCCUUAUAUCUACGUGGCCAUGUCCGGGGCAAUGGACCUGAUGGCCAUCCUUCUCGCCACGCCCCUGAACAUGCGAAUGGGGCGUCGUUUUAUCGUGGGCGGCGCUAUGCUCGUGGCGGGCGUCCUCCUCCUGGUGGAUCUGGCAGUUCCUGAGGAAUUCUGGUGGAUAAGGUGGAUCCUCGUGAUGACGUCAUUGCUUCUUAUUGCUGCCGCUUUCCAGGUCAACUUCAUGUACGUGCCUGAGCUGUACCCAACCGUGAUCAGGUCCCGUGGCUUCGCGCUGGCUAGUCUCGCCGGUAGUUUUGGCUUCCUGACGGCGCCCUUCAUCACGGACGUUCUGGCGCAGAAGACGUGGUGGGCGGUCGGCGCCACUUUCGGCUCGGCGGGAAUCCUGGGGAGUCUCCUGGUGCCCCUCUUGCCCGAAACGAACAACAUGCCUCUUCCGGACACGGUCGAGGACGUCGAAAGGAGGGGGAAGGGCAUCGUGGCGGCCAAGAAGGGCGAGGCGAGUCAGGAAGAGCAAGGGCGCGAAGCUGAGGAAAUGCCCGCCAUUGGUCCAGCUGAGGAGGCUUAAUUUAAAGCUCUCGGCGUCGGUGGCAUCAGCUGAUCGUGGCGUCGGUGAUAUCAGCUGAUCGCGGCGUCGGUGUUAUCAGUCGAUCGUGGCGUUGGAGGCGUCAGCUGAUCGUGGCGUCGGUUUUAUCAGCUGAUCGUAGCGUCGGUGGCAUCAGCUGAUCGUAGCGUCGGUGGCGUCAGCUGAUUGUGGCGUCGGAUCGGCAACUUGGUGGCCGCUAUGGAGAAAUACGUCGGCUGUCAACUUAGUAAACUGUGAUGUUUAUUUUUAAUCUGACUGAUAGGUAUUUUGUUAUAUCUGGUUCAUAAAUAAAGUCCAAUUGCU